AUGGCAAUCAAAAUUACUAGUAACUUUAAGGAGUGGAAGUUUGUGGAAAUCUGUGAAGAGCUGGGGAAUGGGAGCAGAUUCAUGAGGUUAAGGGUCGAUGUGAACAUUACGGUACCCUUUUGCCAAGGAAUUAAACUCAGGGAUAGGAUGGGGGAAACCCAUUUUGCCUUAUUCCAAUAUGAAAGGCUACCACGAAUGUGUUAUCACUGUGGUAAAGCAGGGCAUACCGAGAAGCACCAGAAUGAACCUGGAUCAUCGGAAAUUGUGUCAUUGGCUUCUGCUCUGACACCUGAACUGGGGCUUAAUCAGGGGCAUCCAUUAUGGGAUUCUAGGUGUGUUGUUAGGCCGAAAAUCAAGGAGAGCCAUCAAAGGGAUACUAAUGUUAAGGACAGAGUCCUAGAUUAUGCCCUUAUAGUUAGUGACCUAUAUGAGGUGGGUCUCACCUCAGACUAUCCAACUACGGCCCAUCUGGAGCUUCUAGAGUCUGUGGAGAAUAUGGGCUAUUCCCUUAAACAUCCAAAAGACCCAACCCAUAUGGAAGACACUUGUUCCUCGGGAAAAGGGUCUUCGUCUUCUGAGCUAAAUGAUGUUGCAAUUAGGGAUUUAAAGCUAGCUAGCACAGGCAAAAGGAAGUGGUCUUGCAAGGCUAAACCCCAUACCCUAGCUACAAAUUGGGUAAUCCAAGAGAUUAAGGUGGGUGGUAAGCGACGGGGCGAAAGGUCAAGGUGCUCAACAAAUUUUGAAAAUGACAAUGUUUCUUGCAAGAAGGUUCAAGUAUCACAAUCUACAUUUCUCAACUCAUCAUCAUCGAUGAUGAUUUUUGAUUAG
Ilex paraguariensis (yerba mate) is the source of this 828-nucleotide messenger RNA. The record is from the annotation of a GenBank genome assembly. NCBI's taxonomy places the organism in Eukaryota, Viridiplantae, Streptophyta, Magnoliopsida, Aquifoliales, Aquifoliaceae.